Molecule: messenger RNA, 1011 nt
Organism: Kazachstania africana CBS 2517
Lineage: Eukaryota; Fungi; Ascomycota; Saccharomycetes; Saccharomycetales; Saccharomycetaceae
Gene: TWF1
Product: twinfilin TWF1
Exons: 1
Coding region: 1-1011 (336 amino acids)
Biological process (GO): barbed-end actin filament capping; actin filament depolymerization
Cellular component (GO): actin filament; cytoplasm
Molecular function (GO): actin filament binding; actin monomer binding
Source: RefSeq, a predicted model, not a curated record
AUGUCGAAUCAAUCUGGUAUUUCUGCCGAACAAGAGUUACUUGACGUGUUGAGUAAUAGCUCUCAAGCUGAAACUUCUACUGGUUUAGCGAUUAUAGUUGCAAGUAUCCCUGAUAAUUCAACAUCUGUUCAAUUCAAUAGAAAGUUUGACACGAUUGAAGAGUUGCAAUCGAAUCUUUCAAUUAACCCUCUAUACAUUUUCAUAAAGGACUUUUCUAAAAAUACGGAUCAUUAUGACUUCAUCUCCUAUGUUCCUGAUUCAUCACCUGUCAGAUCCAAAAUGCUCUAUGCCUCAACUAAGAAUACUCUAUUGAGACAAAUUGGUACCAAUUCGAUCGGUAAGCAAAUUCUAGCAACAGCUGCAGACGAAAUAUUAGAUUUACUAGAAUCUGCAGAAGAUAUUACCAAAUCACCCUCAGCUAUUUUAACUGAAUCCGAGGAAAUUGAGCAUCAAAUAGCUGAACAACAACGUGCAAUGAGGUUGUUACAAAUGCAUCCAAAAGGCCGUAAAUUAGUUUCUCAGACUAAUGGAUCUCCUACUGCAUUGAGUUUUGACGUUGUAACUGGUGAUAGCUCAAUCCAAGACCUAUUAAAAGAAGCAAAUGUAAUUUCCUUCAACAUUGAUUUAAGCAAUGAACAAGUUCAAAUAAUUAAGAAAUCAACAAUUUCCAAACCAGAAGAUCUUCAAAUAGUUGCGGAACAUCCAACAUAUACACUCUAUAAGAAUGGGGAAUUGUACUAUUUCAUAUAUAGUUGCCCUUCCGGAAGUAAAGUCAAGGAACGUAUGGUUUAUGCAUCAAAUAGACUUGGUUUCGUGAAAUAUCUCCAGGAUAAUGAAAAAAUUACCUUCAGUAAGAUCAUAGAAAUUGGAGAUUCAGAUGAGCUAGAGUUUACUUUAAUUUCAAGUUCGACAGCUGAAGAAUCUAAAGAGUAUGAAAAUAAUGAAUCUUCAGCUUCUUCCGCCCAAAAAUUCAAUAGACCAAAGGGCCCUAUGAGGAAAAGAAGGACAUGA